Molecule: messenger RNA, 1240 nt
Organism: Clupea harengus (Atlantic herring)
Lineage: Eukaryota; Metazoa; Chordata; Actinopteri; Clupeiformes; Clupeidae
Gene: tmed8
Product: transmembrane p24 trafficking protein 8
Cellular component (GO): Golgi membrane
Source: RefSeq, a predicted model, not a curated record
UAAACUGGACCACCUGGACCACUGAACAACCUACGUUAACAUACACCAGUUUAGUGUUUCGAUGAAACUGAGUUUCAGCUAUACGGAUGCAUUCUAUCCUACUUUUAUUCUGACGACAUUUUCGCGAGAUUUCGGAUUGACCGGAAAACUUAUUGCCGCUAAACUUCUAAGGGCCUCUGACUCCAAACAGAGGCAGAUAACUAGGUAACAUGUUUUAUGAAGAUCUCCCCUUCCUCUGUUCUGACGCAGUUUUCUUCAACACAUUUACCGACAAGCUAUGCCUCUGGUAAAGCCUCCCUCCACCUGGACGACAGGGUCCCUGAAGGAGCUGAAGACAAAUCUGCAACAAGAGAAGGGUGCUGUGGUGAAGGUUAACCGUGGCAACAUCAUGACAGUGCAUGUUCCCACUGUAGCAGAAUACCAGCGUGUAUGUUGGGAGUUUGCCACUGACGGCUAUGACAUUGGCUUUGGUGUGUACUUUGAUUGGUCACCAGUCACCAGCUCUGCCAUCACUGUCCAUGUUAGUGAGUCCAGUGAUGACGAAGAGGAAGAGGAGCAGCCAGAAGGACCUGCAAACGUUGCUGAUGUUGAAAAAGGAUGUAAAUUGACUGCCAACACAAACUUGGGAGAGAUUCUGCCAAUGUAUCGGCAGGAUAGUCACCUUGCAGUGCAGGGUGGCAGCCAUGAGUUUCCUGGGGAAGGCACCUAUCUUCUGAAGUUUGACAACUCCUAUUCACUUUGGAGAAACAAGACUUUGUACUACAGAGUGUUCUAUGGUAACUGAAAGCGCAGGAUGAUAUAUAAAUGGAUAUGUACUGAGAAUGUUUGCUAUUAAUAUGCCAUGCUUAGUAAGUAAAACAAAGCACAGUUAAUCAUGUUGAUGUUACAAGGCCUCACAUAACAAUAUUGAGUGCCUUUGCAAAGAAAAGAAAGUUUUUAGCAAGUCCCAUUCUAAGAAGAUGUUUAAAAUCCAUGGUCUAAACAGGAUACAACCUUCCUCUUAGCUUACUGUCAUGAAGUUCUUUGCCUCCACCCUAACAGUUAUUUUGGGGGAAAGGAUAAUGGAUCACACAAAGAAAGUUACAAUGGGACUUGCUAGUAGAAUUACUUCUUUCUUUAGCUGAUACCUCUCAUUGCCAAGCUAGCAUAUUCUUAGCCCUCUGUUGAGCCUUAUUUUUGUAAAAUCAAUGGACCUAAGCCUAGAUAUAGUAUAAUUGUAAUAAAAGUUAUUUCAGAAAUA